GUAAGUCGAACCGGUUGCUUGGGUUGGGUUACCCGAUUUCCCGUUACCAGGCGCUAUCUGGCGGAUGCAAACAAGUACACGUCAUCUACUUCCCAUUCCUUCUUCUUUCUGCGGCCACUGCCCGUCCAACAUCUCCACUUUCCACUUUCCAGUAAUCCCUCAAAAAAUCAAAUCACAGCUUCGCUUCCGAUCGAUUUCUCAUGCAAUUGGGAAAACCCCCACCGCUUCUCGUCAAAUAGAAGCAGCCAAGCCCUAGCCAAUCAACGCCCGCCGAGGAUGCGAUUCUCGAGACCUCAUUUCGGUGCAAGAAAGGCGGUGGCCUGCCGACUCUGGAAUUCGGGUUUUACUAGACACAUUGUGACCAGUUGCAGGGCCGUGUUGCUUCCCCGGUUCGGAGGCCCGGAGGUGCUGGAGCUCCGGGACGGCGUCGAUGUGCCGCCGCUGAAGCCCAAUGAGGUCCUCGUUCGUGUUCGGGCAGCUUCGGUCAAUCCACUAGAUACCCGAAUGCGAGCAGGUUAUGGGCGUUCGGUAUUCGAGCCACUCCUACCUCUCAUUUUGGGUCGAGAUGUCAGUGGGGAAGUUGCAGCCGUUGGAACCUCGGUUCAUUCCUUGAAUGUUGGACAAGAGGUCUUUGGUGCUCUGCAUCCAACUGCUGUCAGGGGCACUUACACAGAUUAUGCAGUGCUUUCAGAAGAAGAACUUGCUGCAAAACCAGCUUCAAUUACUCAUGUGGAAGCAAGUGCUAUUCCUUUUGCUGCACUGACUGCUUGGCGUGCUCUAAAGAGUACGGCUAGAAUAGCUGAGGGGCAACGGCUGUUAGUAAUUGGUGGCGGUGGUGCUGUUGGUUUUGCUGCCAUCCAGCUGGGUGUUGCUGCAGGGUGCUAUGUUACAACCACCUGUGGAGGUAACAGUGUAGCUAGAAUGCUAGAAUCUGGUGUAGAACAGGCUGUCGACUACACUGCUGAGGAUAUUGAGGUAGCUAUAAAAGGGAAGUUUGAUGCUGUUUUGGACACUAUUGGAGUGCCGGAAACAGAGAGAACGGGAAUCAAUUUUCUGAAGAGAGGUGGGCACUACAUGACACUUCAGGGGGAAGCAGCAAGUUUGACGGAUAGAUAUGGGUUAUUGGUUGGGCUUCCCAUCGCUACUUCAAUAUUACUGAAGAAACAGAUACAGUAUCGUUAUUCUCAUGGAAUAGGUGGGGAAAUUUCUUUUUCUACCAGUUCUCUUUUCAUUCCAACCUCAAACUUCCAUUUGAACCAUCUGAUUACUGUUUUGAUAAUACUGGCUUGACACUGUUAUCUUGACUUGGGGUCCGAAUUGGACCAAAUGUUUUCUCAUGAACCAGACUUUUGAGCCUACUACUUGGAAGUUGGAACUAAAUGACUGUAUUCAUCUGUUGGUGCAGAGUAUUGGUGGAAUUACAUGAGAGCCGACUCCGACGGCCUAGCUGAAAUACGCAGACUCUCCGAAAUCGGGAAGCUGAAGAUGCCCGUGGAGAAGACGUUCCCGAUCUCGCAAGUGAGAGAGGCUCAUGAAGCAAAAGACAGCAGGCGGGUGCCCGGUAAAGUCGUACUUGAACUCGACUGAUAGGCGAAUCCUUUGAACAGAAUUAGAAUGCAGGUUAUGCAAUUGUGAAAUGGGGGGGUGGUCGAAAGUGAUUUGCUUUCUUCCUUUCUUCCCUCACAAGUCAGCUUUAGCUCAUACUAGUUGUGGUGAUUAUGCAAUGCAAGUAAUGAACUUGAGAAAAUAGUGUGUUCUUUUUCAUAUAUAGAUAAUAAAAGAGUUGGUUAUAGUAUGUACUAGUUUUCUUCUGCUCCUCCUUGGCUCCUUGCUUGCUGUAAGUGUCCCUUAAAACUAUAUAUUAGACUGUCAGUUCGCUUCUGUGCUUGUUUGUGAGCGAAAUAUUUGGUAAUUGUCAAUUAGUUUAUUAGCCGUCGCC
This is a messenger RNA of Linum tenue, 1939 nucleotides long. Lineage: Eukaryota; Viridiplantae; Streptophyta; Magnoliopsida; Malpighiales; Linaceae. The record is from the annotation of a GenBank genome assembly.